UUUUAUGGUUUGUUUAUGAACUGUGAAUAAAGGAAUCAGAUUAAAACACAAACAAUGCUACCAAUACUUUUAUUGACAUUAAUUGGAUACGUCUACAGUCAGCAAAUGUGCGUGCACAACAACCAGGACAAACUAACAGCCGAUCAUGUGGUCACCCAGGUGGCCAACUACGCCGACCACGACAGAAAUGGCAAGAUCACCGUCUUCGAAAUCAUAUCUGAAUUUGUGUCGCGGUUUGACACGCAUCCGCACGAUAUGAAAAUAGAUCGUUAUGAGUUCAUCUACAAUUGGCAAUACCGAUUUCGUGAUGUUCCAGCAUUUGCUGAAUACUUAUUUCGCCAUCUUGAUCGUAACCAUGACAACAUAUUUGGUGCGGAAGACAUCACCCCGCUUUAUAGGUCUAUGGACGCUAACCACGAUGGGAGUGUAACAAAAGCAGAAUUUAGAAAAUGGUUUGAAAAGGUAAGUUUGUAUGAGGAUAUGGUUGGGGUGCAGAAAAACCUACCAUUCUAAUGAGCUUCAUAUUCAUGGUUCUAUAUGUAUGUAUGUAUGUAUAUAUGUCUCUGUGUGUGUAUGUAUAUAUAUAUAUAUAUAUAUAU
Gigantopelta aegis is the source of this 599-nucleotide messenger RNA. RefSeq lists its product as uncharacterized. Bases 55 to 513 code for a protein of 152 amino acids. Gene Ontology annotation, molecular function: calcium ion binding. The transcript is spliced from 5 exons. NCBI's taxonomy places the organism in Eukaryota, Metazoa, Mollusca, Gastropoda, Neomphalida, Peltospiridae. The record is from RefSeq and is a predicted model, not a curated record.